This is a messenger RNA of Paramecium pentaurelia, 1881 nucleotides long. The record is from the annotation of a GenBank genome assembly. Lineage: Eukaryota; Ciliophora; Oligohymenophorea; Peniculida; Parameciidae.
AUGAUUUCAAUUGAAAGUAAUUAAAUUGGAAGUAACUCUGAUUAGUCAACAUUUAAAUAGAGAGAUUAAAAAAUUAUGACAAUUCUAAACAAUAUCACACUAAAAAACAUCAUCUUUCCAAAAAUUCUUAAUUUUUUGAAUUUCUCAGAUACAAAACGAGUUAUACGAAUUAAAAAGAGUGAAUAAUUACUUAAACAUUUAUUAAAAAUUCAAGAUGUUCAAUAAUAACAAUCAGACACUUUGGAAAUGACAGAAUAAGAAAUUAUAAUUAAAUAACUUGAGCUCUUUUAAUUAUAUAAUGUAUAAUUAGAUGAUGAAAUACUUAAGUCUAAUUCAUUCUUUAAUUUUUACUAUAAAAUAUAUGAUGCUAAUAAAACAAAUAACUUUAAUAACAAUGUCAUUUUAGAUUAUAUUUAGAAUUUGAUAUAAAAAACCCCAAAAAUAAAUUAUAUUACAGAAGACUAUAAAUAUUACAUAUAUUUUAAAGCUUAGAUUAUUAUUAUAGGAAUGGCAAUAAGAAAUAAAAUUCCGUUAUUAUCAUUAUUACUUUGUACAAGAUUGUAUAUGAAUAAAAAUUAAUAAUUAUUUUGUUUAGAAUUUUCUAUCUUUAAAGAAAUAUUCAAAGAACUUUAUUCAAAAAGAUAACUAUCUCAUUUGAAUUAUCUUUUAAAUAUAGAUUAAUUAAUAAAUAAUGAUACACUUAAAUUAACUGAAAUGUAAUCUUAUAGAGAUAAAAUAUUUAUAGAAUAUGAAGAUGUAUUGAAAGAGAAUAAUUUUACUUUAUUUUAAUUGAAUUUAGAUUUGAUUUAUUAAUAGAAACAUUAUUUAAUUAAUGAAUUGAAGGAUGUAAUUGAAUAACAAUAAUUUAAGUAAUUACAUUCUGAUUUGAAAAAAUUUCAUUUAUAAAUUGAUUAUGCUGAUUAAUUUUAUUAGACACUUAAUAAAAUUAUUUAAUUUUGUAAUAGUGUUGAAUAACCAUUAAUAAAAUUAGAUUAAAUAGGAAUUCCAUAAUUUAUAAAAAAAUACUUUUUCAAAAGUCAUGAAAGGAAAGAAUUAAAUUCUUAACAAUUAGUAGAAUCUUUAUUAACUAUAAAUAAAGUAUUAAGUGAAAUGAUAAAAAAUAGAUAUCCAUUUCCUCCAAUAAUAUCAUACUUAAAUCUUAAAGAUCCAAAUAGUUUAAAUAUAUUAAAUAUAACUAAAGAAUUUGUUAUAGAAUGUUAAGAAAAUUAGAUUUUUAUUCUCUUUUUAUCAUCAGUUCAUUAUAAUUUUUAAACUAUAGCCUAAUCAAAAGUCUAUUCAAGAACCUUUUAUAAUUAGUAAUUAUAAAAAUAGGAUUUUGAUUAAUGGGAAAUUGUUAUUUAAAUGUUAGAAAUAAUUGAAGAAUAUCAAUCUUUAAUUAAAAAUGAUGUUGAAAAGAGAAUUUUUGAAUAAGACACAAUAUCUAAUAUUCAAGCUUAUUUAUAAUAUCCUAAAGAUUAGAUUACUAAUUAUUUAGGAUAAUAUCAAAAAAUAUCAAAAUUAUUAAAAAAUCUAAUAUCAUUUUAAAAUAAAGAAUAAGUCAAUGUAAAAUUUGAUUAAGAAAAUCUUAAAAAUACAUUGUUGGAAAAAAUAAAAAACAUUAAAUCAUAAGUAGUAACUGAAUCCUCUUUAAGAAGGAAACUUGGUAGACCUCCAGGAACAAAGAAUAUCAAAAUGUAAAAAAAGAUUAGAUUUGAUAAAUUAAAGGAUAUUGAUAAUAAAGAAUUCAAAAUUUAAAAAUGUUUUAAAAAUUUUCCAACAUCUGAUUUUAAUAGUGAUGACGAAGUAAUAAUAUAAAAAAAGAGAAAAUUGUAUCAAUCAGAAUAAAUGUUAAUGCAAGAUAUUGAAGGUUUCUUAGUUUGA